Messenger RNA from Portunus trituberculatus (swimming crab), 5330 nucleotides. RefSeq names its product knirps-related protein-like. Bases 620 to 2245 code for a protein of 541 amino acids. Gene Ontology annotation, biological process: regulation of DNA-templated transcription. Lineage: Eukaryota; Metazoa; Arthropoda; Malacostraca; Decapoda; Portunidae. The record is from RefSeq and is a predicted model, not a curated record. Gene Ontology annotation, molecular function: sequence-specific DNA binding; zinc ion binding; DNA-binding transcription factor activity. The transcript has 5 exons.
AGGAAUCGGCAGAGUGAAGGGAUCGCCGCGCAAGGGCGUGUGUCUUACGGAGGAGAUACGGAGGCGUGUGUGCGGGGUCGCGUGGGGUCAGCCCGAGAGGUGUUCUGGUGCUGCAAGAGUUGAGUUGCGAUCUGGCCGCUUAGAGGCUGGUGGCGUCCACUGCUCUUCCUGCCGCUAGCACCCAACCCUCCCCGUCCCGCGCCCCUGCAGGACUUCUCUCUCCUUAUCUGUUGAGGAAGGCGCGGCGGACAGCAGGCGAUUCCUGGUGGCACUGAGGGUGGGGUGGGCGAAGUGGCUGUCCCGUAGACCUUUGGCCCCACCUGCCCCAGCGAUGACCUCAUUCCCGGUGGAGGCGGGCACGGUCGGGUGGUAGCCAGGCAGAUGCGUGGGAGCCGCUCCCCGGUGCACACGCGCCCCACAUGUGCAACCACUCGCCCGCUUUCCGCCUCGCGUUACCCACCCACACAAACCUCUAGGGAUGUCUUUUGUGUACAGUUGUGAAACGCAGUGAUAAAACUUAGAGGCGCGUCAAGUGAAGUGUAUGAGAUCAGUGCCGCCCUCGCCCCGGCGAGUGAGAUGACCCCCUAGCCGGCCACUGCAGGGCCGACCCACCUCAGUGAUGGACUCCUUUAGUGACAAGUCGGAUAGUGGAGUGCUUGUGCCGCCACGGCCGGUGAUGUACGGCAACAUGGUGUGUCCGGUAGAAACUUCGAGGGACGGUGACGACUCCUCCCCCAGCGUCACCCCUGUCCUUUCCUGCGAUCACUCCGUCACCCAGCUCGCGCCGCCCCUCUCUAGGACAAGCGACCAGGUCCUCUCACAGGACCAGACUAUCAAGGAAGAUGCCAACCCUUACGCCGGCCCCACCCAGCCCAUCACCAAAGUGCCCAACCCCUCCAUGGCCACGGGGAAUAUGAAUCAGAUGUGCAAAGUUUGCGGCGAACCAGCGGCAGGCUUCCACUUCGGUGCCUUCACCUGCGAGGGUUGCAAGUCGUUCUUCGGAAGGACGUACAACAACCUGUCGUCGCUGAACGAGUGUAAGAAUAGCGGGCGAUGUGUUAUCAACAAGAAGACGCGGACCUCGUGCAAGAGUUGUCGCCUUCGCAAAUGUCUGAUGGUGGGCAUGUCCAAGAGCGGCUCGCGGUACGGCAGACGCUCCAAUUGGUUCAAGAUCCACUACUUAAUGCAAGGCAACAACAAUAACAAUGAGAGCAAUAACGUGAAUAACAACAGCAUGAGUCCCAUCCCGUCUGUUACAACCAGCGGCGACUUGUCCGGCAGCGACCAUUCCGUGACCCUCUCCUACGCACCCUCCUCGCCCGGCCUCGCCAGUCCGGCUUCAGAGUCAAAGACGCUCAGUCCAGACUUCAGGGACUUUAAGAUUACUCCAGAUUUUAAGCUGAGUCCAGAUUUUAAGCUGAGUCCAGACUUUAAGCUAGGUUCUGACCUCAAGUCCGGUUUAGACUGUAAGGGACUCAACUCUCCCACGCCCUCGUCCUCAGAAUCUCACAACUCGGACUCAUCACUGGAUCUGAGCGAGAAGUCUCUCUUCCCUCCCUAUCUGGAGCACCCGUACCCGAAGGAGCUGCUGGCGCUGUACAACCUUCCUGCACUCACGCCACACCUGCCGCCCUACAUGUCCCCCACCUCCCUAGCCCACCGCUACCUCUACCCCUACUACCCCUCCCUCCUGUCAGUCUACUCACGCCGCCAGUACCUCGACUCACUACUGCAGAAGGCGCGACAGAGCGAAGCGCCAUCAACAAUCGACGUUGAGGAUGAGCCAAGGGACCUCGCCUCACCAAACCGAGAAUUUACGCCACCGACGAAGUUUUUCAAGCCCAACACCAUCCGUCCUCAUCACGAAAUGAAAGUGGCAGUGAAGUCUUCCCGUCACUCUCCAGUCAGAGGCCUUCUGUCCCUGCGCCAGGACCUCAAUGGACGGGACACACUCCCAGGAUACAAUCCCGGCCACGACCUAACACCAAGGGGCAGUCCAGACACUGUCCCCGUAGCUGCCACCGCUCCCCAGGACCUUCCCAUUGACCUCAGUGUCAAGAAUAAGUCCCCAAGUCCGCAGCGAAUUGACAGCGACGAUGACAGGUCGGCUUCCAGCAGCCCUCACGGAAUGGAGGACGAAGGGAAAGAAGAUAAGAAUGCUGAUGACGAAGUGGAAGAAGAAGGUGAACGAAAAAAAGAAGAACAAGAGACGCCUCUGGAUCUGAGCUCAGUAAGGAUGGGUUAGUGCCCGAACCAUGAUGGGGUUCAAGCAGUGAAUAAAGAAAAAUAUGGCGACCAUGCGGGAGGAAAAUUUAGCUUCGUUUCUUUUGACGAUUCGGAAAACAUUUGUAAGUUGUGAGGCUCCAUGACUCCUCCCGCUCCCAGCCGCUGGCCUCUACCUUGGCACCCUUGCCGAGUUAUGGAGACACGAGGGUUACUGCCUCUCGCUGCUCUUUUCUUCAGUAUUUGCUGGUGAAACAUGACCACUGAUGUGCCAUGAAAAGUACAAGUUGUUCCCUCACGCACAAAUAGGCAGAAAAAAUUACAGACACUUACAAGCAUAUAAGUGCACACACCUGAUGGUUGCCAAUACACACUCUCACACAGGUGCCCCUGUGCGCGCCCACAGCACACACACACACACACACACACACACACACACACACACACACACACACACGAUGGUGCUCCGGUCUCCAAGCUGGAGCUGCGCAACUCUUCUCCGGCAGUGUGCCGUCAGUGACCCGGCAGUGGAGGACAGGCCUUGCCGAGGGGACGAGGUGCUGGCCGCGCGGUACGUCCAGUCUGCUGCUGCCGCCCAGUGAACUAACGUUGGGCGGGGACUGAUGCAGUAUUUUUUUUUUCUCAUUUAUUCUCGAUCUCUUGUGAUAUUAUGUGGACAAAUGUUACAGACGGUUAUAAGCAAGUAUUAUAUUAGGAGAACAUAUAUAUUUUUUAUUUUUCGAUACUGAAAAAAGUUUAAUACCAGUGAUUAACUCGUAUAUUUUAGGAACAUUAUCUAUGUAAUAUCAUUGCUGUUUUUGCAUUUCACUUGCAAAAACUUGAGCUCUACGCACUGUGAAAGAUGCGUGGACGUGCACGUGUGCCUUGCGUGCACUGCAGUGCACCUCGUCAGCGCUACGCUCCUGAGGCAAGACGAGGAGACACAGGUCGGCGGCCACGCCGCGCCCAGGACAUCCCAGGAUGCCACGGUGCCUUGUCGCAUUGUCGCGUGCAGGUGUGCAGGGCCACGUGAGAAAAGAGGCUCAUCGCACGUGUUGGAUUCGCACGUGACGACGCCGAGCCUCGGGUCCGCCAGCGGGUGAACAGCGACCGUCACGCUUCUCCUGACAAACUGCGUCCCGAGGCGGAUGUGUGUACGGGUGGCAACCAGUCAGUGGCGACCCUAAGCUCACUCCCAUUGAUUUCCCAGAGCUUCUUCCAUGACCCCAGCGCUCCCCUCUCCCAUUCCCCUUGGAGCUCUUUUCCCUUUCAUACCUUCCUGAGACCCGAUAUUUCCCUCCAGCGUUCCUCCUUAUUUCAGCCCAUUGACCGAGGGCUCCUCAUACUUCAAAUGGUCGCCUUACUCCCUCCCCCGACUAUCACGACCGCUGACUCACCUUCCCAGAGCUCCUGGCGACCCCAGUACUUAUCUCAGUGUCCUAACCAGUGUUUCAUUGCUCCCCUCUCCGGGACUCCACACCACACUUACACUCCCUUCACUCCUUCAUUCCCAUUAGUGUUCUGCUCAUUUCCAUUUGUAAUUCUUACUGCCUUUCUUGAUUUUUUUUUCUACAACUCUUUACAGAGUUUGUAUUACGCUGUCAGCAUCCUCCGACAUUGCCUUUCACUUUAGUGGCUAUUAACUCCUCAAAGCUCAUCCCUUCCAUGACUCCCCUGGUCUCCCCUCAGUUCCCCUACCAGCAGUCUCUUGUAUUCUGUAGAAUCUGGUGUUGUGAGAUGUAAAGUUUUCUUUUUUUCUGUUAGGAAUGUUCGUCUGGACAUCCACAACACCAGGUGCAAGUGUUGCUGGGGAGCACCGCGAAAACGACACACAAACAUAUCGUCCAAUAUCAACGUUCCAGUAUUUGCCGUGUACAUAAGUUUGAAAGGUACUAAGUGAGGUACAGCCAGGUUUUUAUUGUCUUCAGUAGUAGCUGCCGGAGUCCGAGGUGUGGGUGAUCUUUUUUGUACUGUUUUUGGUGAUGCAAGUGGUGGUCCCCGAGCCUGUAAUACCGCCACGGGAGGAAUGAAGAUGCAAUAAUUAUCACGUACAAAAAGAGAAGGUGGAAGGUGAUACAUAACAUUUGUCCCUGAUGUACGUACGGGUGAAUGAUUCUUGUGCUGGUUAAUAGGUUUAGUAGUGUAUUCUGUACGUGAUCCAUUGAACGGUCCGCAUUCAUAUUGUCGUCGUCUUUCCACUGUAUUUUUUUUCACCUUUUUUAAUAUUUCAUGACAAUCGAAGCCACUCAGCCGCAGCACUCGUCCCUGUCACGGCUCUGUCACGCCUCUUGGCUGAAGGUGGCGGAAUUAUAUCUCUCACCAGACUUUCCCUGCUGUUCGUAGAUUUUCAGAUACCACAUGACAUUAGGAUUAGCCUGUUUGGUUUCCCUCCGCUAUACUUUCCUAUGUGCCUCUUUUGACUCGAUUGCCAAUACACAACCAUUACAUCUUUUACAAUAGUUGUCAUUAUUUUGUGAAAUUAUUCAUUUUAUACUGACUUGACUCGUAUUUCACGCACUCUUAACCGAGAUACUUUCCUCACAUCCUUUAAUUAAUCACACACAGCUCCCACCGACAUUGUCUUCAGCUCAACUGUAGCUGGACGCAAUACAUACAGCUCGGUAUUUCACACCUUCGUUACUUCUUUAUAUAGUCACCAUAUUUUAUAGUAAGGGAAACACACACACACACACACACACACACACACACACACACACACACGACAGAGAAAGGAUAAAAAAAAAGUUAACAUUAUCGAGUCAACCUACACUUCCAAGCAAAUACAUUAAGCCAUUACCACACCAGCAGAGCCAACAAUGAGAGCUUAACGAGUCGAGGUUGGCAGGAGUCAUUACAACAGCUCAGUGUAGUGAGGAGAAUAGAAUGGUGUUGAUUCCGUGUGGUAUCUGAAGAUUCACCAACCGCGACACGAUUAUGGGACCAUUUCGAGCAUAGGUGUGAAAACAAGCAGGUCAGAUAGCAACGUACUGCUUCCGGGGAGGGUUGCGUCGGUCACCAAGUAUGAAUAUCGUAUUUAUUGUAAGUAAUUUGUCGGUGCCAUCUAGCCUGUAAGGAUUAGAGUAAUAUAAUAAAUGCUACGACUCUUA